AUGGUUCUUAAAGUUGAGGUUUGUAACGACGAUGAUAUGCACCGGGUAUUCGAGAUCUUUUGCAAGGCAUUCGGUACCAAACACCCCAUGCUUGAGGCAAUUUAUCCGAAUCACGAUACUCCAGCUGGUAGAAUCAGUGGAGGCAAACGCAUGCUGGAUAUCAAAAAUGAAGACCUUCACACAACUUUUCUGAAAGUGGUCGAUACCGAUACAGGCGCUAUGAUUGCCAAAGCCAAAUGGAAUAUUUGGAAAGGUGUCAUCCCACCGGAAGUUGAUCUAGAUGGUGACUUUUGGGAGACUGAUGAGGAGAAAGAGUGGGCUCAACAUUUGAACCGCGAAUUUUUGAUAUCCCGUCGAAAGGCCAUCAAAGAAGCAGGAGGUCACUUAGUCUCUUUGGAUAUCCUUGCUGUCGAUCCCGAUUAUCAGCGUCGAGGAGCAGGUCGUCUUUUGGUGAAAUGGGGAACUGCAAUCGCUGAUGAGCUUGGAUACGUGGCGAUAGUUGAAGCGUCUGAGGCCGGUCGUCCUUUGUAUGAAUCCGAGGGAUUCGAAUAUGUGGAACACUGUGAAGCGAACAUACCUGAAAGAUGGGGUGAUCGGAAAGGAGAAAAAUUUAUAUGGAUGGUGAGGCCAGCGAAGAAGUUGACCUGA
Messenger RNA from Sclerotinia borealis F-4128, 648 nucleotides. The record is from the annotation of a GenBank genome assembly. NCBI's taxonomy places the organism in Eukaryota, Fungi, Ascomycota, Leotiomycetes, Helotiales, Sclerotiniaceae.